AUGAUCAAUGGCAAAGAAGAAGAGAAACACACAGAGAAAAUCGAUAUCAGCUCGAUGAAAUCAGUCCGUGUAGUCUGUAAUGAUCCAUACGCCACCGAAUCCUCUAGCGAAGAUGAAGCGAUCUCCGGAAACAAUCCUCGCCGUCCGAUCAAACCAAAACGAACAAAACCGAAGAAGCGUUACGUCUCAAAGAUCUGUGUCCCGACGCUGAUCGAGAGGCACGGGAAAGGAAACGAAAGUCGGAAAUCUUCGUCGGGAUUCAAAGGUGUACGGAAGCGACCGUGGGGCAGAUACGCGGCGGAGAUAAGAGAUCCGUUCCAGAAAAAGAGAGAGUGGCUUGGAACGUUUCCUACUGUUGAAGCAGCAGCAGAGGCUUACAAGAAAAGAAAACAAGAGUUUGAUGAGCAAUUAGGUCUUGUAAAUCAAACCGAUUCGGUUAAACUGGAAGAGGAGGAAGAUUUAACCAAACCAUGUGUUUCAAGGAAACCGAAAGAGAAGGAAGUAGAAUUAGUUGUGCCGUGUAAUUCAAGUAAACAUGAAGAGAAGGAGGUAGGUUUAACCAAGCCGUGGGUUUCAAGCAAACCUAAAGAGAAGGUAGUAGAGUCAACCAAACCAUCGGUUUUACGUCCGUCGACUGCGUAUAAUGUUGUGGAGAAAACCUUCGGUUUUGGUUGUGAUGAUCGUGAUGAAGAAGAAGGAACAAUUGGUAGAAUGUUGGAAGAUCCGUUAAUGACAUCGUCGAUUUCAGAUAUUUUUGGAGCUACGGCUAUUGAAGCAAAUGAUUUGUGGGUGGAUUUUAAUACAGCGGAAUUUAAAUCGAUUUUUGAUGAUUUUAACUACGAUUUUGUGGUGAAGGAUAACCAAAUUGAGAGUAGUAUUAAAACGAGUAAGAAGAAUGGCAAAAGAGCAGUCCAAAACUUGGAAAUCGAAUCAAGGGUUGCAAAUAUUGUCGAUGGAUCGAAUGAUUUUCAGUUGGAACUUGAGUUUGAUCCGAUGGUGGAUGAUUUUCAGCUGAAGGAUUUUUCUGUGGACGAUAUAGGAGAGGCUGAUGAAGAUGAUUGUAAUUGGUUUAACAGUAGCAUGGAUUGGAUCGAUGUGAGUUUUUGA
Messenger RNA from Microthlaspi erraticum, 1107 nucleotides. The record is from the annotation of a GenBank genome assembly. Lineage: Eukaryota; Viridiplantae; Streptophyta; Magnoliopsida; Brassicales; Brassicaceae.